AUGCUUCGAAUACACCGUGCCGGGCGUCUGUCCUCAAGGACUCUGCUCUCUCUGCUCCCACAGACGACGCAGCGCAGCGCCUCGUCCUCGUCGAAGAAGCCCGAAAGCGAGCUCAACAGCGUGUCGAGACAUGUCACCCAGCCUAUCUCGCAGGGCGCCUCGCAGGCGAUGCUGUAUGCCACCGGCCUAUCGACGGAAGACAUGUCCAAGGCGCAGGUCGGCAUCUCCAGCGUCUGGUACAACGGCAACCCGUGCAAUAUGCACCUGCUCGACCUGAGCAACAGAGUGCGUGCUGGCGUGCAGAAGAGCGGUCUGAUCGGAUACCAGUUCAACACCAUUGGAGUCAGUGAUGGCAUCAGCAUGGGCACCAAGGGGAUGCGGUACAGCCUGCAGAGCCGGGACCUGAUUGCUGACUCAAUUGAGACAGUCAUGGGAGGACAGUGGUACGAUGCGAAUAUCAGCAUUCCAGGCUGCGAUAAGAACAUGCCUGGCGUCGUCAUGGCGAUGGGAAGAGUCAACAGGCCCAGUCUGAUGGUCUACGGAGGCACGAUACGUCCUGGCUGUGCGGCUACGCAGGGCAAUGCAGAUAUCGAUAUCGUAUCUGCGUUCCAGGCAUACGGCCAGUUCCUGACGGGCGAGAUCACGGAGGAACAGCGGUUUGAUAUUAUUCGGCAUGCCUGUCCUGGCGGCGGUGCUUGUGGUGGCAUGUACACCGCCAACACCAUGGCCUCGGCCAUCGAGGUGAUGGGCAUGACUCUGCCGGGCUCUUCCUCGAACCCAGCAGAGUCCAAGGCCAAAUUCCUCGAGUGUGAGGCUGCUGGAGGCGCCAUCAAGAACCUGCUGAUUGAAGAUAUACGGCCGUCGGAUAUCCUUACCCGCCAGGCCUUCGAGAACGCCAUGGUCCUAGUGACAGUGACCGGAGGCUCCACUAAUGCUGUGCUACAUCUUAUUGCUAUUGCGGACUCAGUUGGCAUCAAGCUGACCAUAGACGAUUUCCAGGCCGUCAGUGACCGGGUUCCUUUCCUUGCUGACCUAAAACCGUCUGGCAAAUAUGUCAUGGCUGAUCUACACAAUAUCGGCGGCACCCCAUCCCUGAUUAAAUUCCUGCUCAAGGAGGGUCUAAUCGACGGCUUUGGCAUGACUGUGACCGGUCAGACACUGGCUAAAAACGUCGAGAAGUUCCCUGACUUCCCGUCUGACCAGAAGAUUAUCAGACCGCUUUCUGAUCCCAUCAAGCCAACGGGCCAUCUACAGAUCCUACGUGGCAGUCUUGCACCUGAGGGCAGCGUGGGCAAGAUCACCGGCAAGGAAGGCACUCGUUUCGUCGGUAAGGCUCGAGUAUUUGACCAUGAAGAUGACUUUAUUACCGCGCUGGAGAACAAGGAGAUCAAAAAGGACGAGAAAACCGUGGUUGUAAUUCGAUACACUGGCCCCAAGGGUGGCCCCGGCAUGCCAGAAAUGUUGAAGCCGUCAUCUGCACUGAUGGGCGCAGGACUUGGCAACUCCGUCGCCCUGAUAACGGACGGACGAUUCAGCGGUGGCUCCCACGGCUUUCUGAUAGGCCAUAUCGUCCCUGAGGCUGCGGUGGGUGGUCCCAUUGGACUCGUCGAGGACGGCGACCAGAUCACCAUCGACGCCGAGAACAGACUCCUCGACCUCGAUGUUGCAGAGGACGUGCUUGCGCAGCGUAGGGAGAAGUGGCUGGCUCGCGAGCAAGCUGGUCAGGGCCGGCCAACGGGGUUGACUAUGAGAGGCACACUGGGCAAAUAUGCCAGGUGUGUCAAAGAUGCUAGUCACGGAUGUAUAACAGACAGUUUUUAA
Molecule: messenger RNA, 1821 nt
Organism: Nannizzia gypsea CBS 118893
Lineage: Eukaryota; Fungi; Ascomycota; Eurotiomycetes; Onygenales; Arthrodermataceae
Product: dihydroxy-acid dehydratase
Exons: 3
Coding region: 1-1821 (606 amino acids)
Biological process (GO): branched-chain amino acid biosynthetic process
Cellular component (GO): mitochondrion
Molecular function (GO): dihydroxy-acid dehydratase activity
Source: RefSeq, a predicted model, not a curated record